Chironomus riparius is the source of this 2118-nucleotide messenger RNA. The record is from the annotation of a GenBank genome assembly. NCBI's taxonomy places the organism in Eukaryota, Metazoa, Arthropoda, Insecta, Diptera, Chironomidae.
AAAAAUUUGAGUGGAAGGUGAAGCCAUAAAUCUUGUGAAAAGUGCAUAUGAAAAGCAUAAAUCAUGAACAAUUGAGAAUAUCUACAAUAAAUUUGUCUUUGACUACUUUCAAGUCUCUCGAAGUCGUUAGUCAAAGACAUAAAGGCACACAAAGGAAAUAAAUUUGUGCCAAAUUAAGAAGAAAAGUCCCUCAAUAUUGAAAUAGAAAAAGAAUCUAUAUUUUAAGGGAGACAUACAUAUUCAGCUAUUGUUUUUAUUUUAUCACAUAAAUAUUUAAAGUUACCAGAUGAAGAAUGAAGAAGCAAAAUAUCAGAACUUUAUCGUUGAUUGUUUGCACAUUUACAUACCUACUUAUUGGCGCUGCUGUUUUUGAUGCCUUAGAAUCGGAAACAGAAAAGAAGCGCUGGGAAGCACUACAAGCAAUUGAGGACAUAAUUGUCGAAAAAUACAAUAUCUCACCAGAUGAUUUUAAGAUAAUUGAAACAGUAAUAUUAAAAACGGAACCGCAUAAAGCAGGCAAACAAUGGAAAUUUACGGGAGCAUUUUAUUAUGUUUUAACUGUACUAACAACAAUUGGUUAUGGGCAUUCAACACCAUCAACAGUAGGUGGCAAGAUGUUUACUAUGUGCUAUGCAAUGAUAGGAAUUCCUUUGGGACUCGUUAUGUUCCAAAGUAUAGGUGAACGAGUAAACAGACUGAGUAGUUUUAUAAUACAGACCGUGAGGAAAUCUAUGCAUUGCAAGAAGACGACAGCCACAGAAUUGGAUUUAAUUUGUGUAGUUACAACACUCAGUAGUUUGACUAUUGCUGGUGGAGCUUAUGCUUUCUCGAAAUUCGAGAACUGGAGAUAUUUUGAUUCAGUUUAUUACUGUUUCAUUACACUAACAACAAUAGGUUUUGGUGAUAUGGUCGCUCUUCAACGAGACAAUUCUUUAAACACUCGUCCAGAAUACGUUAUGUUUGCUCUAAUAUUUAUCCUCUUUGGAUUAGCAAUCGUUGCUGCCUCACUUAACUUGCUUGUCCUCCGAUUUGUAACCAUGAAUACAGAAGAUGAACGACGAGAUGAAGCGGAGGCUCAACAAGCGGCUCAAGGUGCUGUAAGACUAGAAGGUGAUGUAAUAACAUCAAAUGGAUCAAUAUUAAGUGGUCACCUUGGUCAUAGGAUACAUAUAGACCAUAGUAUACAAUAUUAUCCACAACUUCAACAUCAGGAUUCAUCGUCACUAGAUGGUGACAACCAUUCAAUGUGUUCUUGCUCAUGUGGAUGUUUCCGCGCUUCCAGACACAGGCAUAAAAGAUAUCACGUGAGAAAACCCAAUCAAGUACCGUUUUAUAUUCAGCCAAUGCCUAAACCACGAUUUGACUUUCGUGAUAUUAAUAGAGAGCGCCUGAAAAAAAUCUCACUAUCGUCAUCGUCUCUUCCACCUGUUGGCUUGUUUCCAACUGAGGAUAAAUCAAAUAAAAUUCCAGCCAUCACCGAUGGCAUGUACAAUUAUUAUAGUUCACAAGACAAUAUAAAUGAUGACAUUUAUAAUUUUUAUAAUAAUGAUAAGGCACCAGAAUUACGUCAUCAAUCGCUUGAGUAUUUUGAUGAUUUUUAUCCUAUAGAAAAUCAAUUUUUAUUUGAUCCAUUGGAUGAUGAUGAUGACGAUAAUAGUGGUCCACCUCCUCAAAUGACGACAACGACAACAAUUGCAAGUUUUAAAUGUCAAACACACACUCAACAGACAACAGUUACGAUUUACAAGACGCAUAAUCGAGCAUCUUCACUUUAAUGAAUAAUUCCUUAUUUAAUCAACUUUUAUGGAUGGAUAUCCAUAUAAUUUUUAACGAGAUGUAAGGAACAUAAAUCAAAUGGUGAGAUAUAAGGAAAUAUAAUGUGUGUCAAGAAGUUAUUGUGACUUCAAACUAUAUAAAUUACUAACGGCCUGUUUCACUAAGGUGGAUUAUUCACCAAUCGGAUCAUCCAUUUUUUCAAUCCGAGGAUAAUCGAUAAAAAUUUUUACUUCAUUAAACUGCACGGUGAAUCAAAAAAAAAAGGUUUUAAGAAAAUAUUUUUUUGACGAUGGUUUUCACAAAAAAAGAUUAUCCUAGUAAGGGGCCAUUCACUUAUUACGU